AUCAUAUGAUUUUUGAUUGGCAAAACGCGUAUACAGAAAUCAAAAACACUUUCAAGGCCAGACUCCAAUCGAAAGCAGGAUUUUGGGGAUGGCAUGGCGGUCUUCUCCUUCCCCAAAACCGCAUCAACCUCCCUCAUCAUCCUCCUCACUUUGAUCUUCUUCUUCCUCCUUCAAUUCCCCUCAUCAAACAAUCAACAGGGUCUCCCCACCACCCAAAUCCACCGGAGGUCACUCCUCAACACCACCACCACCACCACUUGUUCACACAUUCUUCAAAUCCCACAAGAUCGCCGCUGCUCCUUUUCCACCCUCCACUGCUCCGCCCACUCCAAUGGCCUCCUCAACUACUUCUCCUUCCACUUCUGUCACUUCAAUCAAAACCCAUUUCUCUCAGUCCCCUUUCUCUCCCUCACCGUCGUCCUACAGUUCUACAUCCUCGUCAAAACCGCCCAAGAUCAGUUCUCCGUCGUCGUCACUAAACUAUCCACUCACUUGAAUCUAUCCCCGAGUAUGGGGGCAGUCACUCUUCUAGCACUCGGAAACGGCGCUCCUGAUGUGUUCGCAUCUGUCGCAGCCGUCGGUGGCGGAAACCCCCGAACUGGAUUCGGCGCGAUUUUAUCCGCCGGGACUUUCGUUUCAGCUCUCGUCGUUGGUUUCGUCGCGAUCUACGCAGCUCCCUUCGCCGUUUCCCCUGCGCCUUUCAUAAGGGACGUGUUGUUUUAUCUUACGGCGGCGUUGUUUCUGUUCUAUGUGUAUCUUAGUGCUGAGAUUUACCUAUGGCAGGCUGUUGGAUUCGUAGGGUUCUAUCUGUUUUUCGUUGGUUUUGUGUUUUGGAUGGAUUUAGGGAUGGAUAGUGGUGGGAAAUUGAAGCGUGGUGGUAGUGAAGUUCAGGAUCAUAAAGGUUCCAUGGAAAUUGACCCUGAAAAUGGAAGUAAUUCCAUGGAUUUUACCAAGAAGAAGACAACCUCUGGGAUUCGACAAGCUUUUAACAAGAUAUCAAAAACAUGGGAUGUUCCAGUGAGAGUAAUGUUAAACCUAACAAUCCCACAAUCAUCACCUUCAGAAUGGAACAGAUUCUAUCGAUCUGCCAACAUCGCACUAUGUCCUCUAGCUCUAAUGUACUCAUGCAAAUCCUUUAUCCCUCUAAAUCAUCCAAUUUCAUUUCUCUUUCCUAACAUCCAUCUCCCUCUCUGGUUAAUCCUACUCUUUGGGACCUCAUCACUAUCACUAGUCCAUUACAUAGUCGAAAAAAAGCCCCCCAAAACAGAGCAACUGCCAAUAGUUCUAAUGGGAUUCAUCAUGAGUGUGUGUUGGAUCUCCACAAUGGCCGGAGAGCUUCUCAACUGUCUGGCGGCAUUAGGGUCACUCCUGGAGGUGCCGCACUCUCUGCUAGGGUUGACUGUGUUGGCAUGGGGGAACUCAGUAGGGGAUCUAGUGACGGAUGUUGCUGUGGCAAAAGCAGGGCAACCUGCCAUGGCUAUGGCUGGAUGCUUUGCUGGACCGAUGUUUAAUAUGCUUUUUGGGCUUGGAAGUGCUUUGGUUAUACAGACGUUUAAUGUUUAUCCAGAGGCUUAUGAGCUUGAAUUUCAUGUUAGUAUUGUGGUGGCGUUUGUGUUCUUGGUUUUGAGCCUUAUGGGGUCGUUGUUGGUUGUGACAUGGUGUAGAUUUCAGGUUCCAAGGUUUUGGGGAUUCUGUCUUGUUGGGUUAUAUGUGUUCUUUAUAACAUUAAGUCUACUCAUUGCAAAGUUACAAUUCUAAUCAAUGUAUUGUUGUAUUACAGUUUACACAGCAAAGCAUUUCAGUUAUAAUAAGAUUCUUUUAAAAAAAAAUUAAGUGAGAGGCUGUAAAGGAUAUUUUAUGGAAUCAAAACUGUUUUUUUCAGCUUUAA
Molecule: messenger RNA, 1888 nt
Organism: Lactuca sativa (garden lettuce)
Lineage: Eukaryota; Viridiplantae; Streptophyta; Magnoliopsida; Asterales; Asteraceae
Gene: CAX11
Product: cation exchanger 11
Biological process (GO): monoatomic cation transport; transmembrane transport
Cellular component (GO): membrane
Molecular function (GO): monoatomic cation transmembrane transporter activity
Source: RefSeq, a predicted model, not a curated record